Molecule: messenger RNA, 1845 nt
Organism: Diceros bicornis minor
Lineage: Eukaryota; Metazoa; Chordata; Mammalia; Perissodactyla; Rhinocerotidae
Gene: ALCAM
Product: activated leukocyte cell adhesion molecule
Exons: 15
Coding region: 69-1820 (583 amino acids)
Biological process (GO): cell adhesion
Cellular component (GO): plasma membrane
Source: RefSeq, a predicted model, not a curated record
CGCGGGGCCGGGGACGACGCCCCCUCCUGCGGCGCGGACUCUGCCGGUGGCCCCCGACGAGGAGGAAUAUGGCAUCGCAGGCUGCCCCCUCCUGCCGUCUGGUCUUCUGCCUCUUGAUCGCCGCCGCUGUCCUCAGGCCAGGCCUUGGAUGGGAUACUGUAAAUUCAGCAUAUGGAGAGACCAUUGUCAUGCCUUGCCGACUCAAGGUGCCUCAGAAUCUCAUGUUUGGCAAAUGGAAAUAUGAAAAGCCCGAUGGCUCCCCAGUAUUUAUUGCCUUCAGGUCCUCUACAAAGAAAAGUGUGCAGUACGACGAUGUUCCAGAAUACAAAGACAGACUGAACCUCUCAGAAAACUACACUUUGUCUAUUAGCAAUGCAAGGAUCAGUGACGAGAAGAGAUUUGUGUGCAUGCUAGUCACUGAGGACAACGUGUUUGAGGCACCUACGAUAGUCAAGGUGUUCAAGCAACCAUCUAAACCUGAAAUUGUAAGCAAAGCACCAUUUCUCGAAACUGAGCAGCUAAAAAAGUUGGGUGACUGCAUUUCAAAAGACAGCUAUCCAGAUGGCAACAUCACGUGGUACAGGAAUGGGAGAGUGCUGCAGCCUUUGGAAGGAGCGGUGGUCAUAAUUUUUAAAAACCAAAUGGAUCCAGUAACUCAGCUCUAUACUAUGACUUCAUCCCUGGAGUACAAGGCAACCAAGGCUGACUUACGUAUUCCAUUCACUUGCUCUGUGACAUACUAUGGACCAUCAGGCCAGAAAACAGUUGAUUCUGAACAAGCAGUCUUUGAUAUUUACUAUCCUACAGAGCAGGUGACAAUAGAGGUGCUGCCACCAAAAAAUGCCAUCAAAGAAGGGGACAACAUCACUCUUGAAUGCCGAGGAAAUGGUAACCCUCCUCCUGCGGAGUUUUUGUUUUACUUACCAGGACAGCCCGAAGGAAUAAGAAGCUCAAAUACUUACACGUUGACAGAUGUGAGGCGCAAUGCGACAGGAGACUACAAAUGCUCCCUGAUAGACAAAAGAAGCAUGAUUGCUUCAACAGCCGUCACUGUUCACUAUUUGGAUUUGUCCUUAAACCCAAGUGGGGAAGUGACCAAGCAGAUUGGCGAUGCCCUGCCUGUGUCAUGCACAAUAUCUGCUAGUAGGAACGCCACUGUGGUCUGGAUGAAAGAUAACAUCAGGCUUCGAUCUAGCCCAUCAUUUUCUAGUCUCCGUUAUCAGGAUGCUGGAAACUAUGUCUGCGAAACUGCUCUGCAGGAAGUUGAAGGACUAAAGAAAAGAGAGUCAUUGACUCUUGUUGUAGAAGGAAAACCUCAAAUCAAAAUGACAAAGAAAACUGAUCCCAGUGGACUGUCUAAAACCAUAAUCUGCCACGUGGAAGGUUUUCCGAAGCCAGCUAUACAGUGGACAAUUACUGGCAGCGGAAGCGUCAUAAACCAAGCAAAGGAAUCUCCUUAUGUCAAUGGCAGGUAUUAUAGUAAAAUUAUCAUUUCCCCUGAAGAGAAUGUUACGUUAACUUGCACAGCAGAAAACCAGCUGGAGAGAACAGUAAACUCCUUGAAUGUCUCUGCUAUAAGUAUUCCAGAACACGAUGAGGCAGACGAGAUAAGUGAUGAAAACAGAGAAAAGGUGAAUGACCAGGCGAAACUCAUUGUGGGAAUCGUUGUUGGUCUCCUCCUCGCUGCCCUGGUUGCUGGUGUCGUCUACUGGCUGUACAUGAAGAAAUCAAAGACUGCAUCAAAACACGUAAAUAAGGACCUGGGUAAUCUGGAGGAAAACAAAAAGUUAGAAGAAAACAAUCACAAAACAGAAGCCUAAGAGAGAAACUGUUAUACUUGUCGAG